Molecule: messenger RNA, 9135 nt
Organism: Oncorhynchus masou masou (cherry salmon)
Lineage: Eukaryota; Metazoa; Chordata; Actinopteri; Salmoniformes; Salmonidae
Product: plasma membrane calcium-transporting ATPase 1-like
Exons: 23
Coding region: 1236-4814 (1192 amino acids)
Biological process (GO): calcium ion transmembrane transport; regulation of cytosolic calcium ion concentration
Cellular component (GO): intracellular membrane-bounded organelle; plasma membrane
Molecular function (GO): PDZ domain binding; ATP hydrolysis activity; P-type calcium transporter activity
Source: RefSeq, a predicted model, not a curated record
UUUCUCUCCCCGGCGACGCUCGCACCAGACACUACUGUAUCCCUCUCGUUUUUUCCAGCCACGGAAAUCGGUGAACCGCGCGUUUAUCUGUACAUUUACCGCGGAUGUACGUGAACCCGGAACCAACUCACAAUUUUGACAAAACAAGAAACCUCGCUAAGUGAAUCUAUUGGGUCUGCUGCUGUGCUUUCGGACCGAGCAGAUCCUUCCUCUGUGCGAUCAUUUCCUCAUAUUUGUAGAGGAAGGGUGUUAGUUUUCGAAGUGAAAUCUCAGAAGUUGGUUUACUUUCGGAACUCGUAACGUGUUGCUCUAGUUUAUCAUGUACUUAAUGUAGAGUUACUGAUAUCUAAAACACGUCUGUAAAGUGCCGCGAUCAAGCCCAUCACUGUGUAAUGUCACAGUUGUCAAAUUGGAGCCCAGAUGGGGAACAAAACAAAACCGUAGGCUAUAGCUCGCACUUCUACAGAUCCAUCUAGCACGCACAUUUAUGCCAAAUAACGCAUAGGGGCAAAUCCAUCUCUCACGGAUUUCUCUUUCCAUCUCAACGGCAUAAUAUAGCCACUGAUUUAAUUUUAGUUUUAGUUUUUCUAUGUCAAACUGUAGGCUAGGCUACUCACUGAAAGACCUUUUGCCAAACCCAGCUCUGACCGAAGCGGAAGAGGACAGUUUUUUUCUGUCUGAGAUACGGGACACUGGAUUUACCCGCUGGUGGAGACAGUGAUUGUGUGUUCGUGAGGUGAGCUGAGCAAAGGAAAUGAGCGCUCAUUGAGACCUUCUCCUGCCGUCUGACUACCCUCAGCAUCCGGAAGAGUUCAGGAACACAAGGUCUGCUCAGCUAUGUGCUAAUCCCAUAAACAUGAGGCCUUGGAGGGAGGGAGAGCAGGACGGGGUGCCGAGACAGAAAAGCACGUGAGAGCAAUUUUUGUGCAACAGAAGAAGUGGUCGACGGAUCAUGUCUCCACUGUUACGUGGAAACUAAUGCACUACCGGGUCCAGAAACCCGUCCUCUGACCCCACACACUACUUCUACAUUACCCACGAUUCCUGUCUGCAAAAAAAGUAAGGAUUUAUGUGUUGAAGCCCUUAGAUGACUUGGACUUCCUUGUUUUACUAUUGAACUAUUUCAGCACCACUAACCAGUUCUUAGUUUACAACAGUGAUCUUAGAGGGACUGUAGAGGCACUGAGAGACAGUCAUAGAGUAAAGAGACAAAAACAAAGAACAACGAAAACAAAAUGGCCAACAACACGGCGGACCACCCUCCGGGGAACUCUGUUGCCGAUGGCAACCAAGAAGGGGACUUUGGCAUCACGGUGAUGGAUCUCCGGGACCUGAUGGAGCUGAGGAGCGGAGAGGCCGUCACUAAGAUAGCCGACUCCUACGGAGAUGUGCAAGGGCUCUGCCGCAGACUCAAGACAUCACCCAUCGAGGGUCUGUCUGGUAACCCAGUGGAUCUGGAGAAGCGCCACACAGCAUUUGGGAAGAACUUCAUCCCUCCUAAAAAGCCUAAGUCUUUCCUGGCGCUGGUGUGGGAAGCUCUACAGGAUGUUACUCUAAUCAUCCUGGAGAUUGCUGCCGUCAUCUCCCUGGGCCUGUCCUUCUACCACCCUCCCGGGGGAGAUAGCGAACUGUGUGGUGAGACAGCAUCUGGAGUGGAGGAUGAGGGCGAGGCGCAGGCGGGUUGGAUCGAGGGCGCCGCCAUCUUGUUCUCUGUUGCCAUCGUUGUCUUGGUGACAGCGUUUAACGACUGGAGCAAGGAGAAGCAGUUCCGCGGGCUGCAGAGCCGCAUCGAACAGGAGCAGAAGUUCACCGUCAUCCGCAAAGGCCAGGUCAUCCAGAUCCCUGUGUCCGAACUAGUGACAGGAGACAUCGCCCAGAUCAAAUACGGUGAUCUGCUGCCAGCUGAUGGUAUCCUGAUCCAGGGCAACGACCUGAAGAUUGACGAAAGCUCUCUGACUGGUGAAUCAGACCAAGUCAGGAAGUCCCUGGAGAAAGACCCCAUGCUGCUGUCCGGCACCCAUGUGAUGGAGGGUUCAGGUAGAAUGGUGGUGUCUGCAGUGGGUCUCAACUCCCAGACUGGAAUCAUCUUCACUCUGCUGGGGGCGGGAGACGGCGACGAGGAAAAGAAGAUCAAGAAAGGUAAAAAACAAGGACCCCCCGAAAAUCGCAACAAAGCUAAGACCCAGGACGGCAUUGCCCUGGAGAUCCAGCCCCUGAAGAGUGAGGUUGAGUCCGAGGAGAAGGAGCCGGAGGUGGAGGUCAAGCAGGUGAAGAGGGUUCAGAUCACCAAGAAGGAGAAGUCUGUGCUGCAGGGCAAACUCACCAAACUGGCUGUGCUAAUUGGGAAGGCAGGUCUGAUCAUGUCAGCAGUGACGGUGGUCAUUCUCAUUCUGUACUUCGUGAUUGAUACGUUCGGGGUACAGGGUCGCCCAUGGCUGAAGGAGUGUACCCCCAUCUACAUCCAGUACUUUGUCAAGUUCUUCAUCAUCGGAGUCACUGUGCUGGUGGUGGCUGUGCCUGAGGGGCUGCCUCUAGCCGUUACCAUCUCUCUGGCCUACUCUGUCAAGAAAAUGAUGAAAGACAAUAACCUGGUGCGUCACCUGGAUGCGUGUGAGACAAUGGGGAAUGCUACGACCAUCUGCUCCGACAAGACAGGCACCCUCACCAUGAACCGUAUGACCGUGGUGCAGGCCUACUUGGGAGACACACACUACAAGAAAGUACCGGAACCCGACGUCAUCAAACCAUCCACACUGGAAGUCCUGGUCAACAGCAUCGCCAUCAACUCAGCCUAUACUACUAAGAUCCUGUCUCCAGCGAAAGAGGGAGGUCUGCCCCGCCACGUUGGCAACAAGACAGAAUGCUCCCUAUUGGGCUUCGUGCUGGAACUGAAGAGGGACUACCAGCCAAUCAGGGACGAGAUUCCUGAGGAGAAGCUGUAUAAGGUGUACACCUUCAACUCCUCCCGUAAGAGCAUGAGCACGGUGCUGAAGAACACAGACGGUAGCGGCUUUCGCAUGUACAGCAAGGGAGCCUCCGAGAUCGUCCUACGCAAAUGUUCCCGUAUCCUGGACACAAACGGGGAGCCACGUAUCUUCAAGCCUAAGGACCGUGAUGAGAUGGUGAAGGUGGUGAUUGAGCCCAUGGCCUGUGACGGUCUAAGGACCAUCUGUGUGGCCUACAGGGACUUCCCUGCCGAGGCAGGAGAACCAAACUGGGACAACGAGGCCGAUAUCCUCAACGAGCUCACCUGCAUCUGUGUGGUCGGCAUUGAAGACCCUGUCAGACCUGAGGUACCUGAUGCUAUCCUCAAGUGCCAGAGGGCUGGCAUCACCGUCCGCAUGGUUACCGGGGACAACAUCAACACCGCCCGUGCCAUAGCAACCAAGUGUGGCAUCCUGUUGCCAGGCGAGGACUUCUUGUGUCUGGAGGGCAAAGAGUUCAACCAGCUGAUCCGUAAUGACCAGGGAGAGGUGGAACAAGAGCGUCUGGACAAGGUGUGGCCCAAGCUGCGUGUGCUGGCUCGUUCCUCUCCUACUGACAAACACACUCUGGUCAAAGGUAUCAUGGACAGCACCGUCCUCGAGACACGACAGGUGGUGGCUGUGACAGGCGACGGAACUAACGAUGGCCCCGCCCUGAAGAAGGCUGAUGUUGGAUUUGCUAUGGGUAUCGCCGGUACGGACGUGGCUAAGGAAGCGUCAGAUAUCAUUCUGACUGACGAUAACUUCACUAGCAUCGUCAAGGCUGUCAUGUGGGGCCGCAAUGUCUAUGACAGCAUCUCCAAGUUCCUCCAGUUCCAGCUCACUGUCAACGUGGUGGCCGUCAUCGUGGCCUUCACUGGCGCCUGCAUCACACAGGACUCUCCUCUGAAAGCGGUGCAGAUGUUGUGGGUUAACCUGAUCAUGGACACCCUGGCUUCCCUGGCCCUAGCCACCGAGCCCCCCACUGAGUCCCUGUUGCUGAGGAAGCCGUACGGCCGCAACAAGCCCCUAAUCUCUCGCACCAUGAUGAAGAACAUCCUGGGUCAUGCCGUCUACCAGCUCACAAUCAUCUUCACCCUCCUGUUCGCUGGAGAGAACAUCUUUAAUAUCGACAGUGGGCGCAAUGCGCCCCUCCACUCACCGCCCUCGGAGCACUACACCAUCGUGUUCAACGUGUUUGUCAUGAUGCAGCUGUUCAACGAGAUCAAUGCCAGGAAGAUCCAUGGAGAGAGGAACGUUUUUGAGGCCAUCUACCGUAACCCCAUAUUCUGUAGUGUGGUCCUGGGAACCUUCGUCCUGCAGAUUGUCAUUGUCCAGGUUGGAGGGAAGCCCUUCUCCUGCACCGCUCUGACCAUCGACCAGUGGCUCUGGUGUGUGUUCAUUGGAGUGGGAGAGCUGCUUUGGGGACAGCUGAUCUCAGCCAUCCCCACCCACCACCUGAAGUUCCUAAAGGAGGCUGGCCACGGAACCCAUAAGGAGGAUGUCCCUGAAAACGAGAUGAACGAGGGGGACGAUGAGAUCGACCAUGCUGAGAUGGAGCUCCGUAGGGGUCAGGUCCUCUGGUUCAGGGGCCUCAACCGCAUCCAGACUCAGAUUAAGGUGGUGAAUGCGUUCCGUAGCUCUCUUUACCCGGGGCUAGAGAACCGAGAAUCAAAAAAUUCCAUCCAUAACUUCAUGGCCCACCCUGAGUUUGUUCCCUUGUCUGAGGAAGAGGCGCGGAUCCCUGACAUCGAUGAGAGCAGCAGUGAUGAGGUGGCGCUCCAGCACAUGCCCAGAUCCUUCUCUGGGAGGGCAGAAGCUCCAGACGUCAGCCACGAGGCCUCCUGCUGAUCACCUCCUCUCUUCUCCUCUCUUCCGUUGUGCUCUGUCCUUCUCCCCCUGUCGGCUGGCUGGUUACCCUCCUGCACUUCCUCUCUUCCACCACCAGGGGGACAAGCGGUGCGCCCCACAUCCCACAGAGGGUACACCCAGAGCAGGCAAGGGGUCCCAGCAUCUCCCCCUCUUCACCUACCCUACUUCACCUACUCCUCUUCCUCCGCCUCCUCUUCCCUCCACUUUCUGAACCCUACACCUACCACUCACCUGCCCCACCCACCCACCCCACUUUGCCAUUCCCAUGGGCUGGCACUGACUGUGGUGUGUAUGCCCUUUAAGUAUGUACAGCAGAGUGACAUGUAGACCAUCAAAUCACAUCGUGCCCCAAACUCAUGGGUGGGAGGGGCCAUGUGGGGUCCACCAAUCUGCUCUGUCAAAGGCUGUAGCCUGUCCUACUGUCCAUCUUUGGAGUUUUAAUAUCUUUUUUUUUGUCCUGUAACAUUUCAUUGUUUUAUUUUAAACUCAGAUAGCCCAGAACUGAAACACAACAUGUUUAUCCUUUUGUACGUGCUUAUUACACCCUGCAUACACUAACUGACACAGCACUUUUAGAGUAUAUCUAUGUGUACAUACAGUAUAUAUGCUUUAUAGGCUCUUCAACACAGCUCCAAGCUGAUUUGAUGAUCAGAUGAACAUGGGCUAUGUGAUUUAACAGUUUUCAGCUACUAAAUUUUCCACUCCAUUUCUCAACCUGUGUUUUAACUGUACUGUGUGUAUGCAUUGGAUCUGUUUUGAAGCAUGAUGUACUAAUGGGUUAUGCAGUUCAACCCAGGAACCCAUGUCUUCAUUCAUUCUGAUAAACUACAUAUUUUCAAUGAUGAAGGUUCAACCGUCUAAACAUCUCUCACUUUAGUUUGGUUCUUCUGGGUCCAUUUGACAUGAUUUUAUUAUGAUUUCUCCUGAUUUUAUGGAAGGAAAGUACAAAGGAUGCUAGUCUAUAUUAACAGAAAGGUGAACUAUCUUAAAACAACACAUUGAAAGAAAAGCUAGCAGCAGGCGAGAGCCAGUGGGAACCCCCUCUCUGUGGAGUGGGAUCUGAUGAUCUCAUUCAAUCAGGGUUCUGGUUUUCCCUCGCCCGUUGAGAGGAAGUUGACAGCUUACGAUACCGCCUCAAUAUGGAGGAAGAAUAAGAAUGUCUGUGUCUCCCUGCAUAACGUAUUUGAUUCAUGUUUCAGCCGUGUUAAAUAUAAUGGGAAUUUAGGUUUUGGGAGUCAUUAUUUGCCUUGGUUAGGACCUACCUUUUCCUGUGUAUAGACAGAAAUGGGAAGUUGUUAUUUCUUUAGUCUGUCACUCAUUCUGAUCUGUACCUUACCAAGGCAAAUGUACAACUCUUUUUUUCACUGUUGGCGAAAGGGCAUUGGGCUUGUUCCUGUUAGCUACAGCUUGACUGUGUGUGUCGUUAUCGAGUGUCACUGUGUCUGCUUCAGAGUGACAAAGGACUAUUGAUCUCUCUCACAAUGCCUCUGGGAGGGGCAACCAUUAGAGGCUGGCCCGCUAGCAUAGGGACACAACACAUCUCCACAUGUCCUCUAGGGUCAACCCACCUACCAACCAACCCACCAACCACAGAUAAUGGCCUAACAAGAAGAGGAAUACUCUAACAAGAAAAAAACGAUACAACCAGAGAUGUUGAUACAUUAGAGCUCCUGUAUUGAGUGGUGCAUGUCGUUGUUUUAAAUGAUGGUACAGAGAGUUUAAACUUGGCUCCCACCCCGACCACCAACUCUGUGACAGAGAGUGUGACGCCCUCAACAGGAUAUGUGCUAUCGAUGUACUACUGCCAUAUUUUCAACCUUAUUUUCAUAUCUAGGUUACUUACUUCGAUAGAACCCUCUGAUGAUACACCUUUUCUACUUACUCAGAGCCAUAUUUUAUAGGUUGUUGUUGUUUUGUACCCCAUCGUUAUUGAGGUUUCAUUUCUAUUCCACUCUGACCCCAAAAUAGAUGGAUGCAAAACAACGUGUCACUGCCGAUAUAUGUGUCAUGGACUACAACGAUGUUUACAGAACAUAGUCUGCCUGCUGCCGUAAGCCUGCUGCCGUAAGCCUGCUAGCGCUGCGCCUCCCUCUUCUGGCUGGUCUCCUUGCUUAGUACAUCAUUAUUGGGAAGCUUUCUUGCAUGAUUUUCAUAUAUACUAAAUGUUUUGUUCAUUUUUUACAAUUCUUCUGUAUUUUUAUAUUUAGUAUUUUUUAAUAUUUUGGAAUAUAUAUGUAUAGGCUGAAGUGUUUUGGUGACAGUACAGUCCAUGAAUGAGAUGAAUCAACAGCAGAAUAUGUUUCUAUAUACAGUAUAUUUAUGCCACAUUUGUAAACCAUGAUUGGUUGUCCGAUGCAGGGGCUAAGGAAGCUAAAAUAAACUGUUUACUCACUGUAGGCCAUGCGAUUGGACAUACUCUUUCAGCAAUCUAGCCUUACCACCUCUUUCCCUUCAUUAUAUAUAGUCUUAAAGAGACAGUAGCUUAAAUUCUGCUAUUUCUCUCAGUAACUUAAAUCAAAUGAGGUCCCAAUGAAAGCGAGUCAAAUAGAACAUGGUAGUAAACCAAACAUUGAAGUAAUGUUAAAUUAAUUUGGAGGAUAUAUGAUUUUUAAUCUCUAUAUACAUAUAUUUAUUACAUGGGGUCUGUUCUUUCAGACUAAUAUGACUGCGAGUUUAAUUUAUUUUUUGAGAGGAUCGGUGCACUUAGACAACUGGGUAGUGACUUUAGUCGACUUGUCGAAAAGAGGGCAUGAAUUUCGAUUUCAUCCAAAUCAAUCGUUAACCUUUUUUAUUCUAAUGAUUUAGGAAACUGUUUAGAGUAGAACUGUUAAACCGGUAGUGACAUCACUGCCUCUUCCUGUUUGUGUUCGUAAACAGAAACAAGAUACUUUUGCUGUGGUGUCCGUUACAUGCUGACCAAACCGGCUCUAUAUGUGCGUCAUCGUGCGCAUAUUGAUUUUGUCUAUCCCUACCAGACACGUUCAUGACACGUAGGUUAAAAUUCCAAAUCCAACUUUUAAUUAACUAUAUUAAUUUGGGGACAGGUCGAAACACACAUGAAACAUUUGCUGUUGCUAGCUAAUUUGUCUGGGAGAUAAACAGUGGAUUGCUAUUUAGUUGUUGUUUUUUUGGUUGAUCUCUCCUUGUUCAUCUUUCUCAUGUGGAUUUUAUAUGGCUGUGUGGACCUUGUUCAUCUUUCAAUCACUCACGUGGGUAUAUGUUUGUAAAAAACCAAUGAGUAGAUGGUAAGGCGGGACUUACAGCGCAUUAAGCGUCUAAAAUAGAACCGUGCCUGGCUAUGCAGACGCCCGUUGAUGCGAAUGAGCAGUUUGGAUUAAAUGAUUGAAUAACAUGUAUGUGGACAUUUAUUCAAACACACAAGUGGACAGUUUGGUCAGUAUGUUAGACAGAGACUCAAUUUCGGGACACAUUUUGGGGACUCGUUUUCAAUGGUAAAUCUUUAUUUUCUUCUGAGAUUAUCUAUUUGGAAGACUUCACUUCUCCAUUGAAUAUACUGUGUAAAUAUUGCCAUGGGGUGAUUUUGAACUUUGAACUCUAGGUAAUGAAAAGGGGGCAGUCAGUCAGUGAUCACCCAGCAAAGCUUUAAGAAUGUUCAGCCAAAGUCUUGUUUUGUACAAUCGCUGUUUUUUUAUACUUUCUUUUUCUUUUUGACCAGAUUGUUUUAAACUAUUAUUGUCAGGUGAAUGUAUUUCCAUACUUUCCAUCUCCCCAAAAUAGCAAAUGUUGUUGCAUGUAAAUGUGGACAGAGAAUGCAAAGAACUUGAAGCGUCGCUAAGAUUGUCCUUCUUCUAUUGCCAUGGUUGUGCUGUUGUUGAUCUCUUAUUGAACUGGUUGCCCUUCCAUUCCGUAGGUGAACAGAUACUCCAUCCGCUAGAAACACCCCGAUCUUUGGUUUGUUUUCUGUUUUGUUAUUAACCUUGGCACAACUGUACUACAGAAGCAGACCAACAGGUUUGUAUGUCUGAGGUGGAUGGCGAACUAAAGAACAGCCAGACAGUCCUGGCAAAGUUUGGUUUCUCUGUUGGACAAGCCCAUUGCUGCUUCUGACCAAUCUGUAAGACCUUUCCUCUUAUUGCACAUGUUUCAAUUAUGACUCAUGUAUGACAAAAUGAAACAUGCUAAGGCAUUGGGCAAUAACUGUUGACUGUAAAGGACUGCAUUGCUUCUCUAAAGCGUUGUCUUUCUUAGAUAGCUUUCUUUUCAUUGGGUUUGGGCGAUUUCUUCUGGAGCAGCUUCUCCGCAGUUGUAAAUAAAAAAAGGUUUGAAAACUGGAAUAUCA